This is a messenger RNA of Necator americanus (New World hookworm), 522 nucleotides long. RefSeq lists its product as uncharacterized. The transcript has 6 exons. Bases 1 to 522 code for a protein of 173 amino acids. The record is from RefSeq and is a predicted model, not a curated record. NCBI's taxonomy places the organism in Eukaryota, Metazoa, Nematoda, Chromadorea, Rhabditida, Ancylostomatidae.
AUGAUGUUACAGUAUCUUUGUGUCAUCAGAGGAACCUGUCCAACAACACCGGCUCCAGGAACAGCAUGUGGAGUAAACCAAAGACGAUGGGUGUGCGGUACUCCUUGUGAACCGACUUGCGCUACACCAAAUCCAACCUGCGUUAAACGAUGCGUUGCAAACGUCUGCCAAUGUUCUGAGGGAUACAUCCGCUAUACUGGAGUUUGCAUUCCUAAGUCCGCUUGUCCGACUCCUGCUCCUACCCCUUAUCCUCCGAUCGUUGUCGUCCCCAUCUACCAAAGCCCUCCCGUAUACACUUGUCCCGUUUACCAAACAUACGCCCAAUGUGUCCCAUGCGAAAGAGCUUGUAACACCCCUUACUAUCUCUGCUAUCAGUACUGCGUCCCUGGUUGCACCUGUCAGCCAGGAUUCGUGAGGGACACGACGACGAAUAAUUGCAUUAACAGCUACUACUGCCCUCGUUAUCGAACCUACAACAGAAAAGCUAUAAAGGUUCAAAAUGCGGACAUCAACAGAAACUGA